Messenger RNA from Meleagris gallopavo (turkey), 310 nucleotides. Lineage: Eukaryota; Metazoa; Chordata; Aves; Galliformes; Phasianidae. The record is from RefSeq and is a predicted model, not a curated record.
UAUGCUUCUGGUAGCGGAGAGAUUAGAGGGACCAUUCAACAUUGAAUCAGUCAUGGAUCCUAUUGAUGUCAAGAUUUCUGAAGCCAUCAUGAACAUGCAAGAAAACAGCAUGCAGGUGUCGGCAAAGGUUUUCCAAGGAUGUGGUCAGCCUAAACCAGCACCUGCCCUGAGAUCUUCCCGUUCAGUCGCUGAAAACUUUAAUACACGGUUUAGACCAUAUAACCCAGAGGAGCGACCUACAACUGCUGCUGGCACAAGUUUGGAUAGGCUGAGCUUAUUACAGACGGUAUGCCAGCCUUCCUACCUGUAG